This is a messenger RNA of Egretta garzetta (little egret), 441 nucleotides long. Its product is annotated as keratin, type I cytoskeletal 42. Lineage: Eukaryota; Metazoa; Chordata; Aves; Pelecaniformes; Ardeidae. Gene Ontology annotation, molecular function: structural molecule activity. The transcript is spliced from 4 exons. The record is from RefSeq and is a predicted model, not a curated record. The annotation marks the transcript as partial. Gene Ontology annotation, cellular component: keratin filament.
AAGGAUGAGCUGAUUGCUCUUAAGAGAAACCAUGAGGAGGAAAUGAGGCAGCUGCAGUCUCAAACUGGUGGCGACGUGAGCGUGGAGGUCAACGCUGCCCCCGGCGAAGACUUGACAAAGACACUGAAUGACCUGAGAAACGAAUACGAGCAGGUCAUUGAGAAGAACCGCAGGGAGGUUGAGCAGUGGUAUGAAGUCAAGAUCGAAGAAGUCAAUCGGCAGGUCACCUCUAGCAGCCAGGACAUCCAGACCAGCAGCCACCAGCUCACUGAACUGAGACGUGAAAUUCAGAACCUGGAGAUCGAACUGCAGGCGCAGCUCAGCACGAAAAACUCUCUGGAAAACUCCCUGGCAGAAACCGAAUCUCGCUACGGCUGCCUGCUGCAACAAAUCCAAGGGCAGAUUAACUCUGUAGAGGAGGAGCUGGCCAGCAUCCGCUGU